Messenger RNA from Auanema sp. JU1783, 684 nucleotides. The record is from the annotation of a GenBank genome assembly. NCBI's taxonomy places the organism in Eukaryota, Metazoa, Nematoda, Chromadorea, Rhabditida, Rhabditidae.
AUGGCGUUGUUGAGUACCUUCAGAAUCUACUCACAAUGCGUUUCUCGUACUAUAUCAUCGACUACAAGUUUUUUAAAUAUGUAUGAUCCGAGAGUAUUCAGAGAACCAGUUACGGAUUUGAAAAAGAUGAAACAACCUUUAGAUCCUGAUGACGAGCGCAAUUUCCUCUUCAUUAAGGCAAUGAAAGCCGAUUCUUCUCCUGUUUUUUAUAGGGAUCACGUGGUUGAUAAAUUAGUCAGAGUCAUAAUGAAAGAUGGCAAUAAAGAAACAGUUAGAAAGCAUGUGUAUGAAGCUUUGGAAAUAGUGAAGCGGCGCCAAUACAAAUUAUGGUUACAAGCCAAGACUGAAGACGAGAAGAAUAAUAUCGAACUCGAUCCGUUUGUAAUUGUGAAAACAGCCAUAAGGAAUUGUCAUCCUUUGAUGAAGCUACAAGGAGUGACAAGAGGAGGCACAACUUAUCAAGUACCUUUCCCCAUAGAGGAAGCAGAAGCCGAGUUCAGGGCAAUGAAAAUGAUGAGAGACAUUUGUAGGCAGAAAGCCCAUCACGGAGAUACUCACCUUAGAAAUAUUUUGGCGAAUGAGCUUCUUGCUGCUUAUCAAAACGAAGGAUUAACUAUUCAAGCUAAGCAAGAACUACAUAAAACAUGUGAAGCCAACAGAGCUUACGCUCAUUACAGGGCUUGA